AAGGGGGUAAAAGGAGAAAGAACCCUGUCUUGUUUGUACCAAUGCACUCUGAACGCCAGGAUCACAGUUGUGAUUAUUGCUAAGGGUUAAUGAAAGCUCACUCAGACCCCAGGAACAUUGCACUUGCAACUUCAGAGUGGCGGCCCACCACCUGUUGGACUUGGAGCUGGAGCUGAGAGCCUGGCGCUGCAGUCUGCCUCCUGCAUGUUUCCUGCAUGUUUCAGAUUGUUAACACAGCUGAUUUGUUUGAUUUAUUGAUGAAUCACUCCUGUAGAAACUAAUGAAGGCUGAGGAGACAUUUCAGCUGUUAGAUUAAGGUGUUUAAAAAUUGAUCGCGCAGCAAGGAGUUUGGUGAUUUGGAAGAAGACCUUUGUGAGAUUGAGAUGUUCUCCAAGUGGAAGUGGCUGAUUGUGAUCCAGCUCCUGCUUAAUGAACAGGUUCUGUCCAGAGUCCCGCCUCCUUUAACGAAGACGAACCCAUUACUUCACAGAACUCGCCCCCAUGAAGACAUGGAGGAGAAAGCCAAACAGGACCACUACACUCUUCUGGGUUCCAAUUCUCUGUCCACACUUUCAUCCACAGAUGAAUCUGGACCCGAAUCACCACUUUCACAAGAAGAAGACAGGGUCCGAUCUGCUCGACUUAUAACAUCAGUCCUCAGAGCUAAACUUCAGGGACGGAUUUUAGAUCAUCUCCACAUUAAAGAGAAUGUGAGCUGUGAGGAGCUGCUGUCUGCCAGCACCGUGGACGAUUCGCUUUCCUCCAGGUUUCCUCAGGAGCUGCUGGGUCUCUCUUUAGUGCCGGUGUUGUUGGUGGCAGGAUGUCAAAAGGAGGCUCAGACCCUUGUGCUGACGCUCUAUAACCUGCUAGGAAAGGCUGAUACAGAAGAGCUGCUGAUGGAGGUGGAGGCUCUCAUGGAGAGGAAGAUGAGCAGAUCCACAUCCACACCAGCACCUGCGUCAUCAGUCGCAGCAACAUCGCCUUCAGAAAGAGAAGAAGCAGGUCGACACAUAGAUGCUGUGAUGUUUAACAUUCAGCAGCUGGCCUUGCUGCGAGACAGCACCUCUUCACAGGUAGGCCAGUGUGGGGGCUGGACCCAGGUGAAUGGGACCAUGCUGGUGGGAACUGCUGUUAAAGGAGCUUCUGGUGGACUAGAUGAUGCUGUGAGCAGCUGUGAAAGACUUGGGGUUCUGUGUGCUGGGGUCACAAGUGGCGGGCCUCUCAUGCCUGGGUUGUACCAAGCAGUGUUGAAGAAAGGUAGCAGCAUCUUUCCAUCUGUGGAGUCGGAGUGCUGGAUCCGUCUGUGUAGCACCCAGGAAGAAGUUCUAAUUGUCACAGCCUCAGGUCAGCGGACGAGGCGCAGCCCCCACACGAACUGCAUCAAUGAAAACGAGGAGCGUGUGUACAAUAUAAUGGAGUGGAUACCUGGAGUCAGCACCCUGUACAACCUUGGCACAGCUGUGUACUACGCCUCGGUCAAAUGCACUGCCAUAGCCAAGGAGAGAGCCCUCCUCAGCGCUGUCGAUCUGGGAACAGAUGCCCUGAUGGUCGCCACAGGCGGGACCGCUGGGGUGGCCGGCUACGCUCUGGGGGCUGGGGUAAAGACCGGGGCGAAGGCUGGAGUCAGGAUGAGUCAGUGGGAGCGUCUGAUGUUGUUGUCUACUGGUUACAUACAACAGCUCCAUGAUCUCUAUGACAGAGAUGGUCUGCCCAUGGAUGUUAGACAUCACCUGUCAGCUUGGAUAGAAAAGCAGGACUGGGCACGAGCAGCACAGGACCAUGAACAUGCUGUGGUGCUGUUCCAGGUCCUGCUGGAGAACUUGGAUAUCCAACACAGCCGCUUUGUUCAGGAGGAGUCGUUUUUACAGCAGCACAACAUCAGGCGCUACAAACAGAACUUCCAGAUGUAUCAAGAUGAGCCAUGCUCUUUGGCAGAAACAAUCCUGUGGUUUUUGGUUCAAGAGAAGAAAAUCCUAUCUAGCGCAGAUCUGGAUGAACAGGUGAGGCAGCUGCAAGUCGAGCAGGAACCCAUGGAGACGAGCUGUCAGCAGGAACUUGAACGUAAAAUGGCCAGUUUAAGGAACGAUGUGCAGUAUUUGGAAAAUGAAAUCAGCAAUCUGGAAGAACAGCAAGACGAGUUUGAUUUUAAAUUUCAGACUUCCAAAAUGGAAGCUGCAGUAGACGAGGCAUCGACAAAGAAACGGAAUCAAAUUCUUCAGUCACUCGUCAAUAAAUUGAAUGAGAGCAGAAAGAGCUCAUUGAAAAACCUGACUAAGCUUCUGGGCCGGGCCGAGGAUCUGAUCAACCUGCUGGUGAACAGAGAGCUAGUGGACUGGCAGAGGAGGCAGCAGAAAGCCUGCAUCGGCGCUCCGGAUAAUGCUUGCUUGGAUCAGUUGGAGAAGUGGUUCACCUGUGUGGCCGUGUGCCUGUUCCAAGUGCGGGAGUUUCUGAACAAACUGGAGGAGCUGGUAGGAAAAGUGUCCUAUGAAAAUGACCCGGUGAAGGCCCAGAGACCUCAUCUGCUGAGGAGUACAGACGGUCUUCUCGAAGAGCUACUCAAGAGCUCGUUUGUGGUGGAGACUCAGCCAUCCAUGCCACAGGGUAAAGGACCUCUGGUUCUUCGAACAAACACCCAGUUUUCUGUCAAGACCAGACUCCUGGUUAAGUUCCCUGAACUGAACCACUGCAUGAAAGUGGAAGUGUCCAUGGUCAGGGAGGCUCCUCACAUCAAAGGAUACCGCCGUUUCAAUGUCCUGGGAACCAAGACUAAAGCGCUGAACAUGGCGGAGAGCCACAGCGGGGGCAUGGUGGCAGACUUCAGACAUCUGACUCUGAAGGAGCAGAAAUCUGGAGGAGGUGGUAAAGGAGUCAGCGAUAUCUCUUUGAGUGUUACAGAGGAGCUGCACAUCAUCCACUUCAACACCGUAUUUGAGCACAAAGGCUUCUCAGUUGAGUUGCAGGCCUCCUCCCUUCCUGUGGUGAUUAUCUCCAACUCCAGCCAGCAGCAGAGUGCGUGGGCGUCUGUGCUCUGGUUCAACAUGCUCAGCCAGGAUCCCAAGGAUGUCAAGUUCUUCGCCAAUGUCCCUGCAGCACCUUGGCCACAGUUUGCAGACAUGCUGAGCUGGCAGUUUCUGUCUGCCACAAAACGUGGUCUGGAUGAUGCUCAGCUGGGAAUGAUCGCACACAAGCUCUUUGGGAAGCAGCAGAACUAUGACAUCUGCAAAGUACCAUGGUCAAGAUUUACUAAGGAAAAUUCUCCCGAGACCUUCUGGGUUUGGUUUGACGGCAUCCUGGUGAUGGUGAAAACAUAUCUGGAGGACCUUUGGAGAGAAGAUCGCAUCAUGGGUUUUGUGAGCAGAGGCAAAGAGAAGUCCCUGCUGAAGAAGAUGAUGAGAGGCACGUUCUUACUUCGCUUCAGUGAAAGCAUCAUCGGAGGAAUCACCUUCUCCUGGGUGGAAAUCAACUCCACUGAUGAGCCCGACAUAAAGACGGUCCAACCCUUUACAAAGGCUGACCUUUCUCAGAUCCCUUUCCAUGAAAUCAUCAGGAAUUUCAAGAUCUUGGAAGCUGAUAACAUCCCAGAAAAUCCUUUACGUUAUCUGUAUCCCAACAUCCCAAAAGACGAGGCUUUUGGGAAGUACUACUCAGAAAAGUGUGGAGAUGACAGCCCCUACAUAAAGUACAUCAAAACCAAGCUGGUGUUUGUCUCUAAAGAGAACACACUGGAGGCCAGGUCACCCAUGUCCUGUGACAUGACACAGGGUGAAGGCCUGGAGCCAAUCAGUGGCCCAUGUGGAGAGGCAGCGGAACAAGGGGUGGAUCUUCCUUUGCAGUCACGGAUGGAAACGUUUCACCAUGAUCCCAUGCUGAGUGACAUCGCUGAACACCAGGACAACGAGUUACUAAUGUUUCUCAACGACCCCAACAGCUUCAGCGACUCGGACUUCCUGCAGCAUGAAGCACUGCUUCCUGAUUUUACCCUUCCAGGGCUUAACCUGCCUCCCCCUCAACCCUGUGGAGGCAUUUUCCAGUAGAUGUUUAGCCACAGCGUAUUUCAUCACGUUCGCUUUAGCUUCAUAAUCAGGUCUUAAUGAACUUGCAACUAAUUCUCUGCGUUAACUGACGAUCUAUCCCAUAAUCACUGUAGUAGUUAAUAUCAUGCAAGCAAAACACAGAUCACUGAUUGAGCCAAUGGAAUACCUGUCCAUAUGAAGAUUAAGAGGAAUUUGAAGAAAACAAACUGACCACUGUGGAGAUGUAUUGCAUAAAGCACUUUACACCACAUCACAUCGAUGGCACUUAAAUGACUGUAAUGGUGUUUGUUGUGAAGCCCGUUUAGUGUUUUAAUGUCUGCAGCUGGAGCGUGUAAAGGAUUGUUCCAGAGCAUGGCAAUCCUGUUAUUAUUAAUGUCAAAUAAUGUUAUGUGCUCGUUCCAAACAAAUGGUGGUUUUUCAAAAAUACCCAGAGAACAUUUUUAUUUGCUCUUUGUUUUUUCCCCUUUUGGCUUGUUUUUGUUGUACUUUUUAGCUGUGAUCCCAGUCCUUUCCCGUCUGUGCCACGGCCCCGUGUCUAAAAUAAACGUUUGUAAAGAAAA
Molecule: messenger RNA, 4594 nt
Organism: Nothobranchius furzeri (turquoise killifish)
Lineage: Eukaryota; Metazoa; Chordata; Actinopteri; Cyprinodontiformes; Nothobranchiidae
Source: RefSeq, a predicted model, not a curated record